AUGUUGAAGGCACAACCUCCUUUGAUUCAUUCUCGACCACAACGGUGGGAAGAGCUUCGACCUAAAGUAUCUCCAGAAGAAAAGCAAGAUAUAAAAAAGGGGAUUAAGUUGAAACAAUUACCAGAACAUCUCAAAUAUGUCUUUUUAGACAAUGAAGAGAAAUGUCCAGCAAUCAUCAAUUCAGGUUUGAGAGAGAUUCAAGAAGAAGAGCUAAUCAAAGUACUCAAGAAAUACAAAGGUGUUAUUGGUUGGGCGAUGGAAGAUUUGAAAGGAAUCAACCCAACACUGUGUAUGUACAAGAUAUUGAUGGAGGAUGAUCAGAAACCAGUUGUUCAACCUCAACGGAGACUUAACCCAGCUAUGAAAGAAGUCAUUCGCAAGGAGGUUGUUAAACUUUUAGAUGCGGGAUUGAUUUACCCAAUAUCUGAUAGUUUGUGGGUGAGUCCAGUUCAUGUGGUACCGAAGAAGGGAGGAACAACUGUGAUAAAAAAUGAGAAAAAUGAGUUGAUCCCCACUCAGACAGUAACAGGGUACAACCAAAUUGCGGUGGCACCUGAAAAUCAAGAGAAAACGGCGUUCACAUGUCCGUAUGGAAUCUUUGCUUAUAGAAGAAUGUCGUUUGGAUUGUGUAAUGCACCAACAACAUUUCAGAGGUGCAUGACAUCAAUAUUUGCCGAUAUGCUUGAGAAACACAUGGAGGUAUUUAUGGAUGAUUUUUCUGUAUUCGAAUCUUCUUUUGAAAAUUGGAUAGUGCUAGCACAUAAAAUCUCCCAUAAAGGAAUUGAAGUUGACAAGGAAAAAGUAGAGGUGAUAGCCAAUCUCCCUCCUCCAGUUAAUGAGAAAGGUAUACGGAGUUUCUUCGGACAUGCGGGAUUCUACCGUAGGUUCAUCAAAGAUUUCUCCAAGAUCGCCAAACCAUUAACUAGUCUGCUUGUGAAGGAUACUCCGUUUCUGUUUGACAAAAAGUGCAACGAGGCCUUCGAUACUCUGAAGCAUAAAUUGGUGUCUGCUCCUAUAGUGAUCUCUCCUGACUGGUCUUUACCCUUUGAGAUCAUGUGCGAUGCGAGUGAUAUAGCAGUAGGGACAGUCUUGGGGCAAAGAAGAGACAAACUCCUGCACGUGAUCUAUUAUGCCAACCAUGUGUUGAAUCCAGCUCAGAUGAAUUAUGCAACCACAGAGAAGGAGCUACUGGCUGUGGUGUAUGCCUUUGACAAAUUCAGGUCAUACUUAUUGGGAACAAAGGGGUGUGAAAACACAGUUGCUGACCACCUAUCUCGAAUGUCCCCGAUAGAAGAGACUGAAGAAGAACACCCAAUCAAGGAUGAGCUUAUUCAUGAACGAAUCCUCGUUGUGGUGGGUGUUCCAUGUGGAGAUAGGACAACCGCAAAAGUCCUCCAGUCGGGGUUGUACUGGCCUACUUUGUUUAAAGAUGCCCAAGUCAUAGUGAAGGAAUGUGACAGAUGCCAAAGAACAGGGAAUAUUUCUAGGAGAAAUCAGAUGCCCGAAAAGGGCAUGCUUGAAGUGGAAUUAUUUGAUGUUUGGGGGAUUGACUUUAUGGGGCCGUUUCCACCCUCAUUCGGGAAGAAUUAUAUUCUGGUAGUUGUGGACUACGUCUCGAAAUGGGUGGAAGUUGUUGCCCUCCCUACUAAUGAUGCGAGAGUAGUGGUAAACUUUCUCAAGCAAAACAUCUUCUCAAGGUUUGGUGUGCCAAGGGCACUUAUCAGUGAUGAAGGGACACAUUUCUUAAAUAAGCUCAUGGAGAACUUAUUGAAGAAGUAUAAUAUGAAGCACAAGAUUGCCACUCUGUAUCAUCCUCAAACGAGUGGGCAAGUUGAAGUACCCAUUAUGCCCCCGAAGAGAGCAAGCAAAGGAAAGGCUGUGGCCACAUCUUCCAGGCCAAAGCAACGUGCGAGACGCAACCCGAAUGCACAUGGCAUCCUGUUUGAGGAACCAGAUCACCAUGAAAGGUGGACUGGUUCCAAAAUGGAGUUUUAUGGUAAGUUGACUUUCAGAUUGUUUGAUGAGGAUCAUGAGUUGUCUGUGGAGGAACUUGGGGGGAUUCUGAGACUUCCAGUAUCUGGACCCGGAGCACCCCCAGACACUUUUCCAGCGGUUGAUUUCUAG
Molecule: messenger RNA, 2124 nt
Organism: Lathyrus oleraceus (garden pea)
Lineage: Eukaryota; Viridiplantae; Streptophyta; Magnoliopsida; Fabales; Fabaceae
Exons: 7
Coding region: 1-2124 (707 amino acids)
Biological process (GO): DNA integration
Molecular function (GO): nucleic acid binding
Source: RefSeq, a predicted model, not a curated record